AUGGCCCCCGGCCAGCUGUACACCUACCCUGCCCGUCGCUGGAGGAAGAAGAGGAGAGCCCACCCGCCAGAAGACCCCCACCUCAGCUUCGCCGCCCUCAAGCCAGAUCUGGAUCUCGGGGUGAAGAAGGACAGCCUGUUGCCCCCCGACAGCAGCAGCCUGGAGGCCCUGCUACGCGGCGAGGCCCUGGACAAACAGCGGGGGCUCUCCGACCACAGGGACGACGACAGCCUGAAUGACUACCCGGUGAACAACAGCAGGGCCCGCAAGAGAAUCCUCGAUCCCGAUGAUUUCCUGGAUGACCUGGACGACCAAGAUUACGAGGAAGACAUGCCGAAACGGCGCAGCAAAGGCCGGGCCAAGGGUAAAGGUGUCGGCAGGAGCGCCCGGAAGAAAGCCAUGGAUGCCGCGGCCAUCGAGGACCGAGAGAAGCCCUACGCCUGUGACAUCUGUGGCAAGCGUUACAAGAACCGCCCGGGCCUGAGCUACCACUACGCACAUUCCCACUUGGCCGACGAGGAGGGCGAUGACGACAAAGACCUGGACCCUCCCGUGCCUGUAUCGCAUCGGCGAGAGGAACCCAAGAAGGGUCCGGACGGCCUGGCGCUGCCCAACAACUACUGCGACUUCUGCCUGGGAGACUCGCGGCUCAACAAGAAGACUGGCCAGUCAGAGGAGCUGGUCUCUUGCUCUGACUGUGGACGCUCAGGACACCCCUCCUGUCUCCAGUUCACGCCGGUGAUGAUGGCUGCGGUGAAGACAUACCGGUGGCAAUGCAUCGAGUGCAAGUGCUGCAACCUGUGCGGCACCUCGGAGAACGACGACCAGCUCCUGUUCUGUGAUGACUGUGACCGUGGUUACCACAUGUACUGCCUCACUCCACCCAUGUCAGAGCCCCCCGAAGGAAGCUGGAGCUGCCGUCUCUGUAUGGACACCCUGAAGGAAAAGGCAUCCAUUUACCAAAAUCCAAACCCUCCUCCCUCCUAACUCACCCGCCCGCCCGCGACGGGACUGGACGAGGAGGGGAGGG
Molecule: messenger RNA, 1030 nt
Organism: Leucoraja erinaceus (little skate)
Lineage: Eukaryota; Metazoa; Chordata; Chondrichthyes; Rajiformes; Rajidae
Product: zinc finger protein ubi-d4-like
Biological process (GO): nervous system development
Cellular component (GO): nBAF complex
Source: RefSeq, a predicted model, not a curated record